Apis laboriosa (Himalayan honeybee) is the source of this 1668-nucleotide messenger RNA. RefSeq names its product Usher syndrome type-1G protein homolog (gene Sans). Bases 172 to 1635 code for a protein of 487 amino acids. The transcript is spliced from 7 exons. Gene Ontology annotation, molecular function: protein binding. NCBI's taxonomy places the organism in Eukaryota, Metazoa, Arthropoda, Insecta, Hymenoptera, Apidae. The record is from RefSeq and is a predicted model, not a curated record.
UUAUUGUCUAAAAAAAAAUAAAAAAAAAUAAAAAAAAAUAUGCAGAAUCUAUGAAUUUUGGAUUCAUUGUUAUUAAAAGUGAUUUUUAUUAAAAAAGUGCCAAAAAAUUUUGUUUUCAGUAAUGAUGUUUUGCCAUCGGUAACAAAAAUUUCUAAAGGAUCAAGGAACAGAAUGACGUCCGAACGGUUUCACAAAGCUGCACGCGAUGGCGCCUUAGACAUCUUAAAAGAAACAACAAAAAAGGAUUGUAACGCACGGGAUGACGGAGGAAUGACCCCUACAUUAUGGGCAGCCUUUGAAGGUCAUAUAGAUGCUCUGAGACUGCUCGUCGCCAGAGGGGGUGAUCCCGACAAAACCGAUUAUUUUGGUAAUACGGCCCUUCACCUGGCGGCAGCAAGGGGUCAUGAAUUUUGCGUCAAGUUCCUCGUGAAAUUCGGUUGUAAUAUUUGGUCCUUAGACAUCGAUAGACAUUCAGCUAGAGAUUUAGCUGCUAUAAAUGGAAGAGAAAUGACUCUUCAAUUUUUAGAUCUUGCUCAAGCCGAUCAAGAAUUAAAUAAUCGCAAAAAAAGUCGUCUACUUCGGGAAAAAGCAGAAAAAGAUGCUGAAAAAAGGUUAAAAGAAUAUAUGAAAAAACAAAAAAUGGCAGAAAUUCGAGCUGAAAAGGAACAAAAAAAAUUAUCAAAAGAUCGAACAAAAUUGGAUUUAACUACGGUUAACGAAAUCGGUAUUCUACCUCACAAACAUACUGUGUUGACCUUCAAAGGUCGAGUAAAACCUUCACCAACCUUCAGCGAUAUCGUCGGCACUACCACCAAGAAACAUGGUAGUGCAGUAUGUAAAAAAGCUUUAGCAAAAAAAGCUGUUGAUGAUUUUAAAGUAGUAGAGAUUGAAGUAAAUGGAAAAAAAUCGAUACGUAGUCUCACUGGACUUAGAAGAGAUUCUGAAAUAAUGUAUGUAGGGACUUAUGAAACCCAAACUCAACAAAUAGGAAAGAGAGGAAAAAUUUCGGAUGUUUGGGGUACAUUAAGCAAAGCACAAAGCACUCCUGAUCUCUUAGGUGAUCGAUCCUUCGAUGAUGAUAUAGAACAAGAUAAUAGAGAAGAUAUAAAUGAUAUAAAAGAUAAUGUCUUAUUACAAGAACCAGCGAGUAUCUUCAAUCGACCUGGUUUUGGAUCAGUAGCAUUUCGAAGAGCAAUAACUACUACUUUCGAUAAUCUGCCAUUCUCGCAAGUGGAUGCACAUGAACAAAACGGUAACUCUUCCGUGAAUGGUUCCGUAAAUGGAUCUAUAAAUGGUCAUAGAAUCAAUGGGCACAACGAAGAAAUCAGCAUAGGAAGUGCAGGUAGUUUAGCUCGUCGGCAAAGCAUGUGGGAUGAUGAUUUACUUUCAGAGGAAGAGACUGAUGAGGAAUGGACACCAUUACAAAGAUUUUUAGUUGCCAACAAUUUAUCAUCAAUUCAUCCGGUUUUAGAAUCAGAACAAAUUGAUUUAGAAGCCUUAAUGUUAUUAACUGAAACUGAUAUCGCCAUGCUUAAACUUCCACUUGGACCUAAAAGAAAAUUAAUGAAUGCUAUAGCUAACAGAAAAAGAGCAUUAGAUGCACCAGAAAAUAUUAUUAAAGAUAGCAGAUUAUGAAAUAUUGAUAGAAGAAUAUUAAUCUUAUUUUCG